Molecule: messenger RNA, 300 nt
Organism: Strongylus vulgaris
Lineage: Eukaryota; Metazoa; Nematoda; Chromadorea; Rhabditida; Strongylidae
Source: the annotation of a GenBank genome assembly
AUGCUACGCCCACACACAACAGAAGGCGUUUUGGCUGAUGUUUAUUAUCCAUGUAAGUUUGUAAAAAUUCUUAAAUCCAAAAGUGGAGAUUGGAAGAAGCGUGUUGCAUGUUUACUGCCGGAAAUGACCGUAACAACUAGUCCUGUCUUGUGUGCUUCGUGCAUUGUGCUCUUUAAAGGGAAUCUUUAUGCCAGCGUAGACGUGCGUUACUCAGACACAAAAGACAUCGUGACAUGCGCCACAGGACGGAUAAUGCUCGUUGAAAUUGCCAUGAAUUUAAUCGCAGUGUACUUGAGUUAA